GGCUCUUUGGGGCGCACUGAACCCCGCUCCUGCCGCCCGCCCGCGCCGCGCUCCGCCCGCCGCCCUCAGCGCAGCCCCUCAGGCGCGCACGCGCCGUUGCCGCGGUUACGGCGGACGCCGGGGCCACAAAAUGGCGGCGGCCGCCGCGCCCCCCCCCGCCCCUCACGGGUCCCCCCUGCCGGGACCCCGGCGGGCCCUGAGCCCCGAGCCCGGCCGCGCCCGGACCCCCGCGCCCCGGCCGCGCCCGGACCCUGCCGCCCAGCCUGCGGGAGGCCAUGGAGCGGCGCGGCCCCGUCCACGCGCUGCCCGAGGAGAUCCGCAAGGUACGAGCUGUGGAAAUGCCAAAGCCCAACAUUCAGGGCUCCUGCAGCAGUCCAGGGAUGUUGCACAGGCCUGUGAGCACCGGAGCAUCAUCUGUACAUUUUGGUCCUGGGUGAGGUUGGGUGUUGGGUUUCCUCACUCUUUGUGCGGUGUAAUUACAGUAAUUCCACAGGAACCCUGCAGAGGAACACCUGAGCCUGUGGCGGUGUUGUCGCUGCAGGUGAGUGUUGCAGAACACCUCGCCCUGCGCCGCUGUUGUCGCAGCAGAUGCCCCGGGAGCAGACAGUGUGCAAAUACUGCGGAGUCAGCUACCUGACACUCCACGAGUUUAAGGUGAUGGAAGACAAAGUCAAAGCAAUGGAGAAGGAGAUUAAAGUUUAUAAAGGAAGUCUAGAACGAGAGAAGAGGCUUCAGGCAGAAUUGCAGGCUCUUCACCACGACCUUGAGCGCUGCCGGGCUGAGAGCGAAUCCAAAACAGAAAGGAUAAAAACCCUGACAGUGGAACUCAAAACCAAGCAGGAGGAGGUGAAAACUGUGAAAGCUGAUUUGCAGUAUUUCCAGGAGGAGAAGGAAGCUGCCUACAAGCAGUCCCAGGUGCUCAGAACUGCCUUGGAUCACCAUUGCUCCACCCUGAACAAGGCAGUCUCACUGUUACCUUGCAUUAGGAGUGAAUUAGACAGUAUUAAAGAGGCCAUCUCCACCAACUUGGAGAACUUUGCUGCCAUGAAGGAAGAAAUUUUUCAGCAGAUAAAAGCCGUGAGCAAAGAAGCUCUGGCAGAAAUACCCAAAUUGAACCAAAGAUUGGCAAAAUCCCAGCAGGAGAACGAGCGUCUGCAGGAGAAGGUCAAACACCUCACUGGGGUGGCUGACACAGUGGAGCUGAAAACUCAGCAGCUCCAAACCUCCCUUCAGCAGGGGAACGAGCUCCAGAGUCGGUGCCGUGAGCUGCAGAAGGAAACUCUGGAUUUGGCAAAUCAGGUGGAGACAGCCGGCCUGCAGCUGCAGAAGGUGACAGCAGAGAUGGACCACUACAAGAAGCUGUUGCUGGUGAAGACAACAGAGCUUGAUGUCUGUCAAAAUGAACUGAAAAAGAUCAAAUAUGAAAAUGGAAUUGCUGAGUCCAGACUUACAAAAGAGCUGAAGGAAAAGGAGGAAUCCCUUCUCAUUUGCCAACAAGUCUGCAAACAUUUACAGGAGGAAGUGGCUGAGAAAGAAAGGAAAGAAGAAGAUCUGAAAAGAAGAACUGGGAGAUCAGAGAGUGAGCUGGAAAGCCUGAAAGCUCUCCUGAGCCAAACAGAGCAGGAGGUGCUGAUGCUGAAACAGGAAAGGGAGGUGCUGCUGGUGUCCCAGCAGAGCAGGACGGAGCAGCUGCAGGAGGUGCUGAGGCAGAAGGUGCAGAGCGAGGACUCCUGGAGGGACAAGCUGGAAAUGGACCUGGCCAAGGGGGAGGCUCGGCACAGAGAGGAAAUUCUGAAGGUCAGGGAAGAGGCCAGAGUGGAACUGGACCUGGAGAGACAAAAACAGCAGGAACUGAUCACCAAAUACCAGAGAGAGCACGAGGAGCUCCAGCAGAAGAUCCCAGGUUUAAUAUCCAGUGCCACCAAGAGCUUGAGGAUGGAGACAGAAAUCCUGGAGAAGAAACUCCAAGAUGCCCAAAUGAAACUGGCAGAGAGGGAUGGAGACAAGGAAAAAGAAAUCCAGAGCCUGAAAAGGCUGAUCAGUGAUCUGGAAUUCCAGCUGACCAUGGAGAAGAGCAACAACGAAUCAUUCCUGGAGAAGCUGAGAAAAGAAAUUAAGCACAAGUCAGAUGAACUGGAAAAAUUAACCCAGGAGAAGACACAGCUGAUUCACAGUUUGAGUCAAGUUCAAGAGGAGAACUCCCUGCUGCAGGACACGGUGCGCCGGGAGUGCGAGGAGCGCUUCGAGCUGACGGCGGCGCUGGGCCGGGCGCGGGAGCAGGUGCUGGAGCUGCGGAGGCUCAGCGGGGCCCUGCCGGGCUCGCCGCGCUCGCUGCCCGCCGGCGGCCUCCGCCUCUCCGGGCACCUGGGGCCGGUCCGGGCAGCCCGGGGCCCCGGCUCGGGCCGGCCCGGCAGCGCGGGCUCCCUGGAUGCCGUCCCGCCCAAGGGCAGCGCGGCCCCGCCGAGCGAGCCCCGCAGCCGCGUCCCCGCAGGGAUGAGGCGCCGGCCGAGCCAGCUCUGACAGCUCCGCUGGGAAAGCGCUGCAGCCUCCAAAGGAACGCCUGCCUGGAACCCCGAGCUCAUCCAUGCCUACAAGUGAAAAUCCAGUCAAUUUUUUAUUUAUUUUUGAUGCGAUAACUUUUAUCUGUCCGUUAAUUUAUUCAUGGUGUAAUUAAAUGCUGGCUGCAUUUCAAGAUGAGAAACGUAAAAAUAAUCUCU
This is a messenger RNA of Prinia subflava (tawny-flanked prinia), 2717 nucleotides long. It is a transcript of the gene LEKR1, whose product is annotated as leucine, glutamate and lysine rich 1. The coding region runs from base 589 to 2520 and encodes 643 amino acids. The record is from RefSeq and is a predicted model, not a curated record. Lineage: Eukaryota; Metazoa; Chordata; Aves; Passeriformes; Cisticolidae. The transcript is spliced from 12 exons.